Molecule: messenger RNA, 489 nt
Organism: Aegilops tauschii subsp. strangulata
Lineage: Eukaryota; Viridiplantae; Streptophyta; Magnoliopsida; Poales; Poaceae
Product: BTB/POZ and MATH domain-containing protein 3-like
Biological process (GO): protein ubiquitination
Molecular function (GO): protein binding
Source: RefSeq, a predicted model, not a curated record
AUGUCCGACCCAUACCGAAAUGGCGAAGCAGCUGCUACUCCUGAUCGGAUGAGCCUGACCACAGCUGCAACCAAAGACAUCUUCUUCGACGUGGAGGGUUACACCGCCGCCAUACUCAUGUCCACCGGCGACAAUUGCUACUACCCGUCGGAAAGGUUCACCGUCGGCGGGUACGACUGGGCCGUCCGCUUCUACCCCAACCAACUGGGCUCCCACAUAUCCAUCCUCCUCGUGCUCCUCAGCGAGCCCAAGGAUGGCACCGUGGUCGGCGUAAGGUUCGGAUGCGCGGUGCUCGACAGGUCCGGCAGGCCUUCGGCGGAGCUUUGGCAGAGCUCCUCGACCGUCCUCUCUUUCUACGGCGAAGAGUGGGGGUUUUGGAGAUUCGCGCCGCGCGAUGUUCUGGAGGACCCGGAUUACCUUGAAGGGGACUGCCUCACCCUGAGCUGCACUGUCUCUGUUCUAAGGAAACCGCAACUGUCGUCCGACUAA